Tachysurus fulvidraco (yellow catfish) is the source of this 3972-nucleotide messenger RNA. It is a transcript of the gene fzd3a, whose product is annotated as frizzled class receptor 3a. Gene Ontology annotation, molecular function: Wnt-protein binding; Wnt receptor activity. The record is from RefSeq and is a predicted model, not a curated record. The transcript is spliced from 7 exons. Gene Ontology annotation, biological process: non-canonical Wnt signaling pathway; canonical Wnt signaling pathway. Bases 606 to 2690 code for a protein of 694 amino acids. Gene Ontology annotation, cellular component: plasma membrane. NCBI's taxonomy places the organism in Eukaryota, Metazoa, Chordata, Actinopteri, Siluriformes, Bagridae.
CUCGGCGCUACAUUCAGAUUAGCAUAUAUAGCUAUAUAACAGCCCCAGCCAGGUAACGGUUGCUAGGUAACUUGUGUUUAAGAGCGCUUAUAACGCUCGCGCUGAGUGACGACAGCGUCGCCGUUGCUGUUUUUGUUGCUGCUUUUCGACGCGUUGAAUGCGCGCGCGCACCACACACACCACACACACACACACACACACACACACACACACACACACACACACACACACACACACACACACACACACACACCACACACACACGUACAAGGGACGUGAAGAGGAGCCGUUGUGCGAGAGUCGUGCGCUUGAUUCAUCCUGACCAGAGAAGAGAGAAGGCCUACAUUCGUUACCGGAGGAAUAGGAAACAAUAACGGAGACGAAUUUUUCAGACAGUGAAAAGGCCUUGAAAAUACAGCUGAAGAUGGAUUGCUACUGAGAUGCUCUCCUGCUAAAGCAAACUAAAAUGGAGGUCAUCCACACCAUUGACAGCACCUCUGGAAUAUUUCACCUCUCAUGGAGUCAGUAAAGCACCUCCUGCUGUCGAAACACUCACCCAUCCGUCGCUGAAACACAGCCUAGAGUGACAUCAUUCCUUUUUCGCCAUGUUUCUAGCCGGGUUUAGGACAACAUGCCUCGCUUGGUUUGUGCUUUCUAUGCUGACAACAUGCUCGGCUAUUAACAUGCAGUCAGCAGGCAGCCACAGCACCUUCACGUGUGAGCCGAUCACGCUGCGGAUGUGUCAGGGUCUCUCCUACAACACCACGUUCAUGCCCAACCUGCUCAAUCACUAUGAUCAGCAAACCGCAGCCCUCGCCAUGGAGCCCUUCCACCCCAUGGUGAACCUGGAGUGCUCAGCUGACAUGCGUCCGUUCCUGUGUGCGCUCUAUGCCCCCGUGUGUACGGAGUACGGUCGUGUGACCCUGCCGUGUCGCCAUCUGUGUCAGCGGGCCAAGAGCGACUGCUUCAAGCUCAUGGACAUUUUUGGAAUAAGCUGGCCUGAAGAGAUGACCUGCAACCGGUUUCCUGAAUGUGACGAGCCGUAUCCACGAGCCGAGGAUCUCCUUUCAAGUGCUGAUGCCACUGAGGAAUCUCCCGCAUCUGUACAACGCGAUUAUGGCUUCUGGUGCCCGCGCGAGCUGAAGGUCGACCCUGAGCUGGGCUACACAUUCCUCGGCGUUCGCGACUGCUCGCCCCCAUGCCCAAAUAUGUACUUUAAUAGGCACGAGCUUGUCUUUGCUCGCUACUUCAUCGCUGUGGUGUCCAUCAUCUGCCUUUCGGCAACGCUCUUCACUUUCCUCACCUUUCUCAUCGACAUGGGACGUUUCCGCUACCCUGAGAGGCCCAUCGUCUUCUACUCCGUGUGCUACAUGAUGGUUUCGUUGGUGUUCUUCCUGGGUUUCCUGCUGGAAGAGCGCGUGGCAUGCAACAAGGCGACAGCGGGUCAUUUCCGUGCCUCCACUGUCACGCAGGGCUCACAUAACAAAGCAUGCACGCUGCUCUUUAUGACCCUCUACUUCUUUACCAUGGCGGGUAGCGUGUGGUGGGUUGUGCUCACGGUCACCUGGUUCCUGGCUGCAGUACCCAAGUGGGGAAGUGAAGCGAUUGAGAAGAAAGCUCUGCUUUUCCAUGCAGUAGCUUGGGGACUGCCCGGCAUUCUCACCGUCACGCUCAUGGCACUGAACAGGGUGGAGGGUGACAGUGUGAGUGGUGUGUGCUUCGUGGGUCUUUACGAUCUCACGGCUUUGCGCUGGUUCCUUCUUGCCCCGUUAGCUCUGGCCGUGACCGCCGGAGUCGUGCUGCUGUUGGCUGGGAUUGUGGCACUGAACCGUGUCCGCAUGGAGAUCCCCCUGGACAAAGAGAACCAAGACAAGCUGGUCAAGUUCAUGAUCCGCAUAGGCGUCUUUUCUGUGCUCUACCUGGUGCCGCUGCUGAUGGUGAUUGGCUGCUUCAUGUACGAGCAAAGCUACAGACCAUUGUGGGAGAUAACAUGGGUGCAAGAGCAGUGCAGAAACUACCACAUCCCCUGCCCAUUCAAGGUGGAGAAGACGAGCAAGCCAAACGUCGCCCUCUUCCUCAUCAAGUACUUGAUGAUGCUGGUGGUGGGAAUCCCCUCUGUCUUCUGGGUGGGCAGUAAGAAGACCUGCUUUGAGUGGGCCAGCUUCUUUCACGGCCAUCACAAAAAAGACAGUGUGGUACAUAACAGUAAGCAGGUGCUACAGGAGCCUGACUUUACUCAGCUACUGCUACGUGAGCCUGGGGUUCCUGUGGUGCGCCAGUCCCGUGGCACCUCCACGCAGGGCACCUCCACCCACGCCUCCUCCACCCACCUGGCCAUGCUGGAUGAGGGACACAGCGGUAGCAGCCGUCCGAGCAGCAUGCACAGCAAAGCCAGCAGUUUCCACAGCAGCCGGCGCCGGUCUCACGACGGCAGGUACACGUCCUGUAAUUUCCAUGGUGCAGAAGAGCUCUGCCUGCCCCACAUCAGCGCAUCCCGCCUCCAUGAGGAGCUUCAGCAAAGCAGCGCAGUUCGAUUGGAGAGCCAGUCACGACACGGCGGAUCACAGCGGCUAGACAGCCAGUCGCGACACGGCAGCAUCCGGGAUCUCAGCAGCUCGCAACCGCCAUCCCAAAGCGUCCCUGUUAACGCCAUCCACUCAGUCACAGAGGAAAGUGGAGCCACUCCUUGAACUUUUACACACACCAAGUUUGUGAAAGAAGCACAUGCUAAAGAGGCUUUUCCUGCACAUGGGUAUCAAACAGACCCUGAUCCAACAUCCAACAUUACACAUAGACUCAAGCAGGAACUUUAGGAAAGCUUUCUGAACAAAGAACUGCAGGAUCACCAGGGUAAACACAAGGCCUUCUGCUAUGUUAUCUUUUUAAUACUGUAUCGAAGCACUUGCAGCUUCAUGUUCAGGCUGUUAGACUUUUGUGGACAUUUUUUGGAUGUUUUUUCAAGAACCUUUCUUACAUUUAUAGACGGGAACACCUCCGCGUUCCUCUGUCGCACGCCGUGUAGAUUUCUCGGAUCAGACCGACACGUCACGGUACGCCUUGCUCCUGACGUUCCACAUGGUUUCUCACACAACUAAGUACAACCUGAGUGGGUGAUGGCAAGGUUUUAUUUGUGAUAAGAGCAGUGUUACAGAACAGACAGACAGACUGACUGAAACUCAAGUUGUUGCUGAAAACGUAGAACCAUUUGAUGUAGAAUCGACGAGUCAUCCGCUAUGUCUCACAUUAUAGUUAUCAGAUACGAGUAAAAGUUUGGUCUUGAACAUGAAUUUUUCUCAUUUAUAGUCUUGAAGUAGAUCUCAGUAACAUACAAGUGAAAUCUGACCCGUUUGCACGGGUCCGGUGUUAUUUCUAAGCCGAAUGAAAUAACAGAACAAACCCCCCCUCCUCCCCCCAAGGUCACACUUCAUCUUCUGUUCAUAGAAAUACAUCAGUUCAGUCCAUAGAUUUUGUUGAUCUUCUGCUUGAUAUGUAUGCAAAAAAAAAUAAAAAAUACAAAAUACAAAAUUGCCAGCAGUGAGCUCUCAUCGUUAAAACACACUUAAGCUUCCGAACGUGUGACGAAACGUAAUACAACCCUGUAACAGAAGCAUUUAUUAAUACAUCUAGCAUGCAAAACUGUACAAAUUAUUACCAAAUAACAAAGACGUGAGCGAUCGUGACGUGAGAGCUGACGUGGACUACUGCAGAACGUCACUAAUUGUGCAACAGCUGCCUGAUGCCUUCCUUUAAGACUAUACGAGCUACAGCUGACACCAUAUUGUGACUCCUGAGUCAAACCAUAAGCAGCUUCUAAAUCUGCACCGGAGAGGAAGCUAAUCAGCGUGUGCGAGUCACAAGUAAGUCUCGAGUCAUGGAUGUCAAGUCAAAGUCAAGUCGAGUCUUUUUUUAAUACUUGUCAAGCAAGUCUCAAAAUUGCUACUUAAGUCUGACUCAAGUCCCCCAUCUCUGAAU